Molecule: messenger RNA, 3741 nt
Organism: Cyclopterus lumpus (lumpfish)
Lineage: Eukaryota; Metazoa; Chordata; Actinopteri; Perciformes; Cyclopteridae
Product: dual specificity mitogen-activated protein kinase kinase 4-like
Exons: 12
Coding region: 74-1306 (410 amino acids)
Biological process (GO): protein phosphorylation; MAPK cascade
Molecular function (GO): JUN kinase kinase activity; ATP binding
Source: RefSeq, a predicted model, not a curated record
UCCCGUCCGGAGACAGACAGUAAGUUUCACUCUGCAUUGCAGCCGAAACGCUGCUCCGGAAUCCAACACAACAAUGGCGACUCCCAGUCCUGAAAGCAACUCCACAAGCUCCAGCCACAACAGCAACAUUGCAGGAUCCGCGUUGUACCAUUUCCACCAGCAGACACACAGCAGCAGCAUGCAAGAAACCAAUACCUGCUGGAGAUGUCAGAAUGAAACAGGUAAACGUAAAGCCUUGAAGCUGAACUUCGCCAACCCUCCAGUGAAACCAGCCUCCAGGCUGCCGCUCCAUCCGACGGCUCCCUCCUUCCAGAACCCUCACAUAGAGCGUCUGCGCACACACAGCAUCGAGUCGUCGGGAAAGCUGAAGAUCUCUCCGGAGCAGCACUGUGACUUCACGGCAGAGGACCUGAGAGACCUCGGGGAGAUCGGCCGCGGGGCGUAUGGCUCCGUCAACAAGAUGGUCCACAAACCCACGGGACAGAUCAUGGCUGUCAAGAGGAUUCGCUCCACUGUGGAUGAGAAGGAGCAGAAGCAGCUGCUGAUGGACCUGGACGUGGUGAUGAGGAGUAGUGACUGUCCCUACAUUGUUCAGUUCUACGGCGCUCUCUUCAGAGAGGGGGACUGUUGGAUUUGUAUGGAACUCAUGGCUACCUCAUUAGACAAAUUCUACAAAUAUGUAUAUUGUGCAUUAGACGACGUCAUUCCAGAGGAAAUAUUAGGGAAAAUAACAUUAGCGACCGUUAAAGCACUGAACCACUUAAAAGAAAACUUGAAAAUAAUUCACAGAGACAUCAAACCUUCCAACAUUCUAAUGGACCGAAUGGGUAAUAUCAAGCUAUGUGAUUUUGGCAUCAGUGGUCAGCUGGUGGACUCCAUAGCCAAGACCAGAGAUGCCGGCUGCAGGCCUUACAUGGCGCCUGAAAGGAUAGACCCCAGCGCUUCCAGACAAGGCUACGACGUGCGCUCUGACGUGUGGAGCUUGGGCAUCACCCUGUACGAGCUGGCCACAGGACGCUUCCCCUACCCCAAGUGGAACAGUGUUUUUGAUCAGCUGACACAGGUGGUGAAAGGUGAACCUCCCCACCUCAGCAACUCAGAGGACAGGCAGUUCUCCCCCAAGUUCAUCAACUUUGUUAACCUCUGCCUUACGAAGGAUGAAUCCAAGCGGCCAAAGUACAAAGAGCUUCUGAAACGUCCCUUCAUUCUGAUGUAUGAAGAGCGUUCCGUGGACGUUGCCAGUUACGUGUGCCGCAUCCUGGACCAGUUCCCCACCUCUCCCAUCUCCCCGAUGUACAUGGACUGAUGGAGUCAGGCUGGGGGGGUCACCCAACAUGCAGAGGAUGGGACACUAAGCUUUGUGAUGCAAUGCUUGACAUCUUAGAGUUAUGUAGGAUCACCUGUUUAUUCACACGUUCCAAAGAACAAAGCAAGUGGAUCACAUUGCCCGGUGCAAUGAGACCAAGUCAAUGUCAAACACAUAGAGUAAAGCUACACCAUAUACAUACACAUACACGUGUGUGUGUGUGUGUUUGUCUGUACACACACAUACAGAAUCUACCAAAUACAAUGUUGAAUAGUGACACUGAUGACAUAUGAACAAAAAUAUCCACCCAUUGUCGACUGUAUGUAUGUAUGCAUAAGUGUGUGUGUGUGUGUUCACCUCUGAAUUGUUGACAUGUACAGCUGUAUGCUGAUAGACCUGCAGUCUCUCCCCCCCCCCCCCUCCCUUACACACGGUUUGAUGUGGGCACCUUAUCUCAUGGUAAAUUAAGUAUGCAAAAUUGUUUCUCUCUGGAGAGCUCAUAGAUUUGGUGGCGUGGCUUUACUUCUUUUUGAAUAUGCAAUCUGUGAGUGUGUCCUGUACACUAUCCUCACAUUCCGAUGUUGGCCACAGUUUGUACCUUUUGUGUCAUCGUCAUGUUUCAGCAUCAAAGAGAAGUCCCUAAACCCAGCUGGUGGAGCAUACCCUCCCCGUAUCAAGGCUGAUACCUUACUGCAGAGGCCAGGGUUCCAUCCCAGCCCGAGCCCUUUGCUGCAUGCCAUCCCAGCUCUCACUAUCCAAUACAGCAGGAAUGCUGAAGACAGCUUCUGUCCAUCUGGAUCCAACUAUAUUUGCUCAAUGCUCAGUAAAAAAACUAUUUAACACAUAGACUGAAAAGUACACAAAUCAUGAUAUCUGUAAAACCAUUAGAACUGCAGUUCUAGUGAACAACCUUCUGUUGAGUUAUUUCCUCCUUCAUAUUAACGGUUGUUUAGCUGUCACUCAAACAUCAUAAUGUGCUCAAAAUGGGGUUAGUUCACGGCGUCAUUGCCGGAUGUAAAGUUAGUGUGUAUGUAUUUAGUAUAUGGUGCAUCUGAUCUGCUGUUCCUGGCCGGUUCUGCUCGACAGUGAGGAGGUCUGAGUGUGAGAAGGAGUCCUCAUGAGUCAGCCUGCCUUAGCACUGUACAGUUAAACUACUCAUCCCCACUGAUCACAGAUCCACCAUGCUGCCAUAGAAAGGCAGACAGUAGUGACUACCUUUUUGAAAGUCCGGGCGCGUGUUUCCUUUUAAAUGCUGCUAAGUGACGACAUGUCCACUUCUGUACCGACCACACAGCUGUCAGGAGAGGAGGAGCGCGGUUACUGCGUUGGACUCGGCAUGUGGCUUGCACUGAUGAUAGAAUAUAUUCCACCAGGGAUGCAUCUCCGUGUCCUAGAACAUGUUCCCUCACCGGGGGGGCUGAUGCAGACGAUGGAGUGGAAGUUAGAGGUCGAAACGUAACCAAACUGUUGGUUUGGAUGGUGGUCCACUGUAAUACAAUGAAUUCUUUCAAUGACGUUUUUUAUGUUUUCUUUUUUGUCGACAUCCCAUAAAUGGAACAUGUAAUAUUGCCAGCCUUUUCUUUCAACCUAGAAAAUACUAAUAAUAUAAAGUCAUUCUAUGUAACAUCGGCGAGGCAAGAGGUGUACAGUGACUUGAUGGUGGUCAGAUGGAUGUAUUACGAUAGUUAUUCUUUUAGCUCGAUGUGAAACAAUACAUGUGUUUGGAUCAACAUUGCUAUGUUUGGCUUUCCCCACUUUAUCACUACAUUAAAGCAAUUGCCGUGCUUAAAGGGCCACUCCAGCAUUUUGCGGCAGGACGUUCAUCCAGUUGGGAGUCUUGCAAGAGACCAAUUUUAAAAAUCAAAAGGUCAAAAUUGAUCCUGAUUCUCUGUCCUUUUAUAUGGGGUAAGCUUCAAAACCCAAAAGAAUAAUCCUGAUGACAUCAGUGCCCGUUUUUAGAGGCUGACUAGUACUCCUGAGGGUUCUCGCGUGUAGUUUGCUGCAGUUUCCUUUUACAUUUGAUUUAAAGUUCUAUGCCAUACAGAUGUCAGUCAUGUUGGAAGAUGGCCACCAUCAUCCAGAUGUGUUCUGGCUCAUUGGUAAACAGACACCUGUUGCAUACGGGAGGACAUUACAACCAGGGUGGAGGAUCCUGGUGAGAAAACCCACCGGUCCGUUACUGCAAACAGUCUUUAUUAUGGGAUACAUCUCCAGUAAGCUAACUUACCAUUGGUGGAUAUGAAUCUCCAGGGUACAUGUUGUGUAAAUUGCAAUUUAAUAGAAUGUUCAUAUUAGAUUAUAUGAUAUUAAGGGCAAUGAAUAUUCUAUUGUAUCUUUCGAGGGUUACAAAUAAACUUCCCAUGGAAAAUAUUGAAAACCUGUAUUGUGUGCUUCUCGUGAAUUGGACAUGAAUAAAAAAGGAAAUGCAGAAAUGA